This is a messenger RNA of Chenopodium quinoa (quinoa), 2359 nucleotides long. Its product is annotated as heat shock 70 kDa protein 8-like. The transcript is spliced from 2 exons. Lineage: Eukaryota; Viridiplantae; Streptophyta; Magnoliopsida; Caryophyllales; Amaranthaceae. Gene Ontology annotation, cellular component: cytoplasm. Gene Ontology annotation, molecular function: misfolded protein binding; heat shock protein binding; ATP hydrolysis activity. Gene Ontology annotation, biological process: protein refolding; cellular response to unfolded protein. The coding region runs from base 379 to 2103 and encodes 574 amino acids. The record is from RefSeq and is a predicted model, not a curated record.
UACAGUGCUAGGCCAAACCCAUAUCUUUUAGGCUAGCACGUAUAGCGGCAUAGGCCGGUGUUUUUUAGCUUUAACCAUCCUAACUACGAUUGCACUAAACAAACUUUUACUAUUAAUUUUCCUAAAAAAAUAAAAAAAAAAAAAAAUUAAUUCAAAAAAACAUGGAGGUUUCUGGUAACAUCGUUUUGAAGCGCAAACCAAAAACACAGAAAUCUCCCUCUUUUUCUGGGAAACUCUAGAAAUCGACCAUUUUCUUCAUUUAACUACAUUUUCUAGCGGCAACACCUCACUUAUUUUUACCAAGUGUUUUCGCUUUCUCUCUCAUCGUUUAUCAGCACCGCUCUUUCUCUCGUUUCUUUUGCACACUUCUUUUCAAGAAUGGCUCAACAAGCAUACACUGUUGCUUCUGAUAGUGAAACCACUGGAGAGGAAAAAUCUUCUGCAUUCCCUGAAAUUGCAAUUGGUAUUGAUAUUGGUACUUCCCAAUGCAGUGUAGCAGUUUGGAAUGGCUCUGAUGUGGAGUUACUUAAAAACACUAGGAAUCAGAAAAUAAUGCAGUCAUAUGUGAGCUUCAAAGAUGAUGUCCCGACUGGUGGAGUCAGCAGCCAACAUGCACAUGAGCAUGAAAUCUUAUCUGGGUCUGCAAUCUUCAAUAUGAAGCGUCUAAUUGGUAGGGUUGACACCGAUCCUGUUGUUCAUGCCACCAAAAGCCUGCCCUUUUUAGUUCAGACCUUGGAUAUUGGUGUGCGGCCUUUUAUUGCUGCUUUGGUCAAUAAUGCAUGGAGAUCUACUACACCUGAGGAAGUUUUGGCAAUCUUUCUUGUGGAAUUAAGGGCCAUGGCUGAACUUCAGUUAAAAAGGCCUCUACGGACUGUCGUUCUGACAAUCCCAGUUUCAUUCAGCCGUUUCCAGCUCUCUAGAAUUGAGCGUGCCUGUGCCAUGGCUGGCCUUCAUGUUCUCAGGCUGAUGCCUGAACCAACUGCCGUGGCACUUUUAUACGCACAGCAACAACAGCGUACUAUACAAGACAAUAUGGGCAGUGGGAGUGAGAAGAUUUCCCUCAUCUUUAAUAUGGGAGCUGGCUAUUGCGAUGUAGCUGUUAGUGCUACAGCUGGUGGCGUUUCUCAGAUAAAAGCCUUGUCAGGGGCUGCCAUUGGAGGGGAAGACCUUCUUCAGAACAUGAUGCGUCACCUCUUGCCUGAGUAUGACACGAUUAUCUUAGGCCAUGGACUGGAUGUUAUCAAGUCAAUGGCUUCUUUUCGGGUUGCAACUCAGAAUGCUAUACAUACUCUUUCUUCUCAAACUAGCGUCAAAAUUGAUGUUGAUUUAGGGAAUGGUAAAAGUGUGACUAGGCUUGUGGACAGAAAGGAAUUUGAAGAUGUGAACAAGGUGGUAUUUGAUCAGUGUGAAACCCUUGUAAGGCAAUGCUUGAAUGAUGCAAAAGUUGAAAUAGGUGAUAUCACUGAUAUAAUACUUGUUGGAGGAUGUUCUGCAAUUCCCAAGGUUAGAGAUCUUGUUAAGAGCAUUUGCAAGAGAGAGAAACUGUAUGAUGGGAUUAAUCCACUGGAAGCUGCUGUCCGUGGAGCUGCACUGGAGGGAGCAGUUGCAUCUGGUAUUAGUGACCCAUUUGGGUAUCUAGACUUGCUAACAAUUCAAGCUACUCCUCUGAGCAUUGGAGUUCGAGCCAAUGGGAACAACUUUGUGCCCAUAAUCAUGAGGAAUACGACAGUUCCUGCAAGGAAGGACCUUGUUUUCACAACAGUACACGAUAACCAGACUGAGGCCUUGAUAGUAGUUUAUGAAGGUGAUGAUGAAACAAAGAUACAGAAGAACCAUUUACUUGGGUAUUUCAAGAUCAGUGGGAUCCCUCCUUUGCCAAAAGGAACUCCAGAGAUUAACGUGUGCAUGGACAUCGAUGCUUCAAAUAUUCUGAGAGUCUUGGCAGGUGUUGUGAUUCCAGGCAACCAGCAGCCUGUUGCUCCAAUCAUGGAAGUGAGAAUGCCAACCAUUGAUGAUGGGCAUGGUUGGUGUGCUGAAGCACUUAACAGAACUUAUGGAUCUACUUUGGAUAUGAUAACCGUGCAGAAGAAGACACAGGCAUGAGAUUAUGAUAUGGUUUGUACUCUUCAGCGUCUUUUUUGGUAUAGAGGUUGUGAUCUUGGUGUUUAUUCGGCUGUAGUUAUUUUGUGAAGGUUUUGAUGAAUGUGUUUUUAGUUUGUGUCAUGUAAUUGAGUUAAUAUGUGUGAAUAAAAAGUUGGUGGCUGCUUGUAUAUAUUGAACACUUCUUUAGUUGUGCCGUACUUGAAUUGGUAAUGCACAAUAUCAAUACAUAUAGCAACUAUUCUUCUCUCUUGAGCAA